ACCCAAUUCAGGAUGCCGGAAUUACCCGCAGGGCUACCCGGAUGGGUAGGCAGGUUCUUGCAUCGUUGUUUUUAUUUAGUAGAGCCUCUAUCCUCCAGGCUCUGGGAUUCCUGCAGUCUCUUCAUCCAUCACCCUGAGGUGAUGGGGCCUUCAAGUCCUUCCAGAAAGGAAUGUCCUCAGCGUCGAGGUAGGGCAGGCUUCAUGGCUGCCAGUGUCGUGGGAUUGCUUCUCCUCCAGGUGGUGUCGUGGGCAUCAGGUGCCCGCCCCUGCAUCCCUAAAAGCUUCGGCUACAGCUCGGUGGUGUGUGUCUGCAACGCUACAUACUGUGACUCUCUUGACCCCCUCACCUUCCCUGCCCUUGGCACCUUCAGCCGCUAUGAGAGCACACGCAGUGGGCGCCGCAUGGAGCUGAGCACGGGGACCAUGCAGGCCAACCGCACGGGCACGGGACUGCUACUGACUCUGAAGCCAGAACAGAAGUUCCAGACACUGAAAGGAUUCGGAGGGGCCAUGACAGAUGCCGCUGCUCUCAACAUCCUUGCCUUGUCACCCCCUGUCCAGAAUUUGCUUCUUAAAUCUUACUUCUCUGAAGAAGGAAUUGAAUAUAACAUCAUCCGGGUACCCAUGGCCAGCUGCGACUUCUCCAUCCGCACCUACACCUAUGCCGACACCCCCGACGACUUCCAGCUGCACAACUUCAGCCUCCCAGAUGAAGAUACCAAGAUGAAGAUCCCCCUGAUUCACCGAGCCCUGCGGUUAGCCCAGCGCCCUGUCUCCCUCUUGGCUAGUCCCUGGACGUCUCCUACUUGGCUCAAGACCAAUGGGGCCGUAAAUGGCAAGGGGUCGCUCAAGGGUCAGCCAGGGGAUAUCUACCACCAGACCUGGGCCAACUACUUCGUCAGAUUUCUGGAUGCCUAUGCCGAGUACAAGUUACAGUUCUGGGCAGUGACGGCUGAGAACGAGCCUUCUGCGGGGUUGAUUAGUGGGUACCCCUUCCAGUGCCUGGGCUUCACCCCUGAACACCAGCGAGACUUCAUCGCCCGUGACCUGGGCCCCACCCUCGCCAACAGUACCCACCGCAACGUCCGCCUGCUGAUGCUGGAUGACCAGCGCCUGCUGCUGCCCCGCUGGGCACAGGUGGUGCUGGCAGACCCAGAGGCAGCCAAGUACGUUCACGGCAUCGCUGUACACUGGUACCUGGACUUCCUGGCUCCAGCAAAAGCCACCCUGGGGGAGACGCACCGCCUCUUCCCUGACACUAUGCUCUUUGCGUCCGAGGCCUGUGUGGGCUCCAAGUUCUGGGAGCAGAGUGUGCGGCUGGGCUCCUGGGACCGGGGCAUGCAGUACAGCCACAGCAUCAUCACGAACCUCCUCUACCAUGUGGUUGGCUGGACGGACUGGAACCUAGCCCUGAACCCCGAAGGGGGCCCCAACUGGGUGCGCAACUUUGUUGACAGCCCCAUCAUCGUAGACAUUGCCAAGGACACGUUUUACAAGCAGCCCAUGUUCUACCACCUUGGCCACUUCAGCAAGUUCAUUCCUGAGGGCUCCCAGAGAGUGGGGCUGGAUGCCAGCGAGAAGAACGACUUGGAAGCAGUGGCACUGACACACCCCGACGGCUCUGCAGUUGUGGUCGUGCUCAACCGCUCCUCCAAGGACGUGCCUCUCACCAUCAAGGAUCCUGCCGUGGGAUUCUUAGAGACUAUGUCCCCUGGCUACUCCAUUCAGACCUACCUAUGGCGUCGCCAGUGACGAAGCAGAGCCAGGCCAGUGCCAGGCUCCAUGUGGGCAUUAAAGGGAGCCCGCUAACAUGCUGCCUGUGGCUAACAAGGGCAUGGCAGGGCCGGGAUGAGCUCAGUGACGUAAGCUCGGGGCUGUGGUGUGGGUGACUCACUCUCCCCUCCAGCUGGUGCCAGGGGCUGGAGGUCCCCAGGGAAAGAUCCUGGUGUGAGCGUAUGCUGAGUGCUGGCUGUCUGUGGAAACUGGGCCUGGGCCCAGGGUGAGCUCACUGUCUGUAAAACACAAGAUGGGGGGCGGGGAGGAAGACACUAGGAAGGCUAGACCCAAAACUGGGGCAUACUUGUCUUCCUGGAGAAGCAGAACUGUGAACGGGCAUGCCGGUCUUUCUGGAGAGGCAGAACUGGGCUCAUGCAGAAGCCAUGCCAGCAGGACAGAAGCCACCGGAGGAGCCAUGUGCUGGGGGAGCGGGGGAGCUCCCAGGGUCUCUCAGGGCACCAGUCAGGAUGAAUGGUAACCCUUAAAGGAGAGCUGUCUGA
Messenger RNA from Tupaia belangeri chinensis (Chinese tree shrew), 2276 nucleotides. RefSeq names its product glucosylceramidase beta 1 (gene GBA1). NCBI's taxonomy places the organism in Eukaryota, Metazoa, Chordata, Mammalia, Scandentia, Tupaiidae. The transcript is spliced from 11 exons. Gene Ontology annotation, biological process: glucosylceramide catabolic process. The coding region runs from base 13 to 1752 and encodes 579 amino acids. The record is from RefSeq and is a predicted model, not a curated record. Gene Ontology annotation, molecular function: glucosylceramidase activity.